This is a messenger RNA of Paramecium pentaurelia, 1414 nucleotides long. The record is from the annotation of a GenBank genome assembly. NCBI's taxonomy places the organism in Eukaryota, Ciliophora, Oligohymenophorea, Peniculida, Parameciidae.
AUGAAUCGCAAAAAUCAGAUGACUAUUAGAGCUUCUCUGAAGAACACGCUCUUUAACAAAAACAGAAGGAAUUUGAAAUAAAAUCUUCCACCUUAAAACUCUUCUCCACCUAUACAAAAUUAUCAAACAAAAAGCACAAAUUAACAAUUUAGACAUUUUAGUGAUAUUUAUGAAUAUGGCCAUCAUCAGAUCGGUUAUAUGAAUAUUUAUCAUUAGGUGAAGGAGCACAUGGGAUUGUAAAGAAAUGUUACAAGCGAGAUCAAAACAAUAUGAAUAUAUCAGAAAGAACCACUUAUGCUGUUAAGAUCUUUAGAACUGGAGAUACAGAAAUAAUUAAUACGAUCAGGGAGACAUUUCAUAUAAAUCGAACACUUAAUGAUCUAAAUUGUGUAGUUAAAGCAUUAGAUCUUUUUAUAAAUUCUAAGAAAGAAGAACAUCACUUAGUUAUGGAAUAUUGUCCUUAUAUGAGUUUGGAAUAGAGAAUGGGAAAAUUAUGUUUAGAAGAUAUUCAAAUAAUUGCUUUAAAUUUAGCUUAAUCAAUAAAAUAAUUACAUUCAAGAGGAGUGUGUCAUAGAGAUCUUAAACCAGAUAAUAUACUAAUUGGAGAUAAAUUAACAUUGAAAUUAAUAGAUUUUGGAGUUUCUAAAAGAUUUUUAUUAAAAGGGAAAGUCACUAAAUUAAUUGAUAUGUGGACAAGAACUGGAUCAUUAUUUUAUUAAGCUCCUGAAAUAUUCUUAGGAGGUGGUUACAAUGAAAAAGGUAUAAAUGAAUCUAUUUUAAGUUGAUAUUUGGUCAAUAGGCAUAAUUUUAUAUUAAUUAUUGGUUGGAUAGUUGCCAUUUUAGUAAGAAACUGUAUUAGAUACAAUUGAGAUGAUAAGAGAUUCAGAAAUAAAUGUAAAAAACAUGUUACCUUUUAAAAAAUUAAAUCCUCUAGAAUAAGAUCUAUUAAAGAGACUUUUAAAGAAAGAUCCAGAGAAAAGACUCUCAGCUGAAGGUUUAUAAAUAUUAAAAUAUAAAAGAUUUUGCUUUACAUCCUUGGCUUCAUAAGGGAUAAUAAAAAAAGUCAACAAAAAGUUUUGAUGAUUGCGAUAUUUUAGAUAUUAGGAAAAGUGAUGGAAUGUUAUAAUAAUCAGAAAUAUCAAUUUAAAAGCAAUACUUACCUAGAAGCAAAAAUCCUUUGAUUGUUCCUAUACAAGAAGAAAAAGUUUCAAGUCCCUUGAAAUUGAGUUGGAACUAUUGGGAUACUCAUGUUCAUUAUGUUCCUUAAGAUUUAAUUCAGAUGAUAAAUCUAUAUGAUAGACAGUCUAAGGAUGUAGGGAAUUCAGAAGAAGUGAUGAAUUAAUAAUAGAAAUAAGAUGAAGAUUUUUAAGUUGGGUUAAUGAGAACAACAUCAGAGCAUUUUGAUUAACUAUGA